Messenger RNA from Propithecus coquereli (Coquerel's sifaka), 1156 nucleotides. RefSeq names its product calcineurin binding protein 1 (gene CABIN1). The coding region runs from base 289 to 843 and encodes 184 amino acids. Gene Ontology annotation, molecular function: nucleosome binding. Gene Ontology annotation, biological process: chromatin organization. NCBI's taxonomy places the organism in Eukaryota, Metazoa, Chordata, Mammalia, Primates, Indriidae. Gene Ontology annotation, cellular component: nucleus. The transcript has 4 exons. The record is from RefSeq and is a predicted model, not a curated record.
CUCACCUCUUCUCUGCCCUCACAGGCCUCAGGGGACACGCCUACCACCCCAAAACACCCCAAGGACAGCCGAGAGAACUUCUUUCCUGCAGCGGUGGCCCCCGUAGCCCCUGACCCUGUGCUGAGCGACGCUGUCCAGCGGCCCAGUGAUGCUCACACCAAGCCUCGCCCUGCACUGGCUGCCACCACAGCUGUCAUUGCCUGCCCUCCCUCAGCGUCAGCCUCCACCCCAGACCCACCUAAGGACCCUGGGCCUCCCCGGCCACACAGGCCCGAGGCCACCCCCAGCAUGGCCUCUUUCGGCCCAGAGGGAGAAGACCUGGCGAGAGUGGCAGAGGGCGCUGGCUUCUCGCCCCAGGAGCCACAGCACAGUCAGCAGGGGAAGACAGCCCCCACAGGUGCCCCAGCAGAGCCACACUGCUGGCCUGCGGAGGCUGCCCCCCGGACAGGCACCGAGCCCACUUGCAGCCAAGCCACCACCUCCAAGGUCCCCAGCAGUGGGAGUGCCCAGCCACCUGAAGGCCACUCGGGCAAGGCAGAGCCCAGCCGGGCCAAGUCACGCCUCCUGCCCAACAUGCCAAAGCUGGUCAUCCCCUCGGCCACCACCAAGUUCCCGCCUGAGAUCACCGUCACGCCACCCACCCCAACCCUGCUCUCUCCCAAAGGCAGCAUCUCGGAGGAGACCAAGCAGAAGCUGAAGUCGGCCAUCCUUUCCGCCCAGUCGGCCGCCACCGUGAGGAAGGAGAGCCUGUGCCAGCCCGCCCUGGAGGUCCUGGAGACGUCCAGCCAGGAGUCCUCGCUGGAGAGUGAGACGGACGAGGACGACGACUACAUGGACAUCUGAGCAGGUUGCCGGAGCCCACAGCACACCCAGGGACCGGCCAGGCCUGGAGUGCCCCUCAGCCUGGACCCUGGGCAAGGCCAGAGGCCACUUGGGACGCCACGCCCCACGCAGCCCCAGGCCCGCCCAGCCCGCUGCCUCCCGGCAUCGUCCUGCAGCCUGGACGAGCUGUGCGCACCGUGAGGAGCCAGAGGGAGGGCGGCCCGUCUCAGCCACGGGAAGGUGGAUGGGUUUCAGUCUGCACAGCCGGGCAGCAUCUUUUUCUAUGAAAUGUUGACUUUAUAAACUUGCCCACAGCCAGCCCGGCUGGCCACAU